Messenger RNA from Emericellopsis atlantica, 2458 nucleotides. RefSeq names its product fungal-specific transcription factor domain-containing protein. The record is from RefSeq and is a predicted model, not a curated record. Gene Ontology annotation, molecular function: zinc ion binding; DNA binding; DNA-binding transcription factor activity, RNA polymerase II-specific. Lineage: Eukaryota; Fungi; Ascomycota; Sordariomycetes; Hypocreales; Bionectriaceae. The transcript has 3 exons. Gene Ontology annotation, cellular component: nucleus. Gene Ontology annotation, biological process: regulation of DNA-templated transcription; DNA-templated transcription. The coding region runs from base 174 to 2273 and encodes 699 amino acids.
GCGCGUGAUUGCGGCCCUCGUAGCGCAUCAUGUCUUCCAACGCGAUUGCCAGCGACUCGUGGUGCCCCACGACCUUCACCUCUGCUUACUCCUGUCAUCUGCAAACUUGCUCAGCACGAAUUCCUCAUCCCGAAGCGCUCCUGCAAAAUAUUCACAAAUGUGAAAGAUAGCACAUGUCAGACAUGCCGGACCCGGGUCUCUCGCAGUUCACGACAGUGUUCCGCGCUUCCCAGUCGCGCCGAAUCAAGCGCAACAGGCAGCCCGUGUCAUGCACCGCCUGUCAGAAGCGCAAGUCGCGAUGCGACCGCCGGCAGCCGUGCGCCGCGUGCGAGAAGAGAGGCGACGGGCCAGGCUGUCAUUUCGGCCCCGCCGCCUCUGCCGCCGCCGCCGCCGCCGCCAACCUAGGGUCCAACCGCACCGAGGUGCAGAACCGCCUGAGCAAGCUGGAAGCGCUGGUGAAACAGCUCGCCGAGGAGCAGACGGCCGCCAGGAACGGCACGCACGUCCAGGAUGGCAAUGUCGACGUGCAGCCCUCCCGGACAGAGGACGCGGCGCGGCUGGAGUAUCGGGGGCCGACGUCGUGGACCUCGGUGGUCGACAAUAUCCACGACAUACAGAGUGCGCUCGAGGCGGAAGACAACGACCAAGGACCAGAGUCAGAUGUCUUGGACGUGACAGACAUUGUGUGCGGGUCAUCCAGGACGACGAUGGAUGAGAUCUUGCGGGUUCUCCCGCCGCGCACAGAUGUCGACAAGCUCAGCUCGGCCUACUUGAAUGCCAAGUUCAUGUCGAUCCCUUUUAUCCAUCCAGGGCAGUUCCGCCGCCAGUACGACAAGUUCUGGGCCGACCCGGCCUCGAUGAGCAUGUGCUGGAUCAGUAUUCUAUUCUCAAUCAUGAGUUGUGGGAUCAAAAUCGCCCUUGUCAAGACCAUAUCGCUGUCCUCGGGCGGCCCAGAGAGCCAGGAUGCCUUGUUGUACAUGAAUAUGGCAGCCAAAUGCCUCGUUACGGGCCAGUACCUCAAAGGAAGCCCGCAUUCCGUGGAAGCCCUCAUUACGCACGUUCACUCGCGGCACAUUCAUGGGCAGGACAGUGACGCCACCUUGUGGACGAUGUUUGGCACCGUGGUCAGGAUGGCGCAGCGCCAUGGCUAUCAUCGAGAAGCACACAAGGUCUCUGCCAAGAUAACCCCCUUUGAAGCGGAAAUGAGGCGCAGGGUGUGGUUCACCAUCAUGUCCUACGAUCUGCUGUGGUCCAUCCAGCAGGGGAUGCCGCCAAUGAUCCACGAGGACACUUGUGACACUGCUCUCCCUUUGAACCUGGCCGAUGAAGACUUUGACGAGGACAGCAUGGCAUUAGUGCCGCGGCCAGCGACAGAGCCACUGCCCAUACUGGCCUACAUUACCAAGUAUCGACUGAUGCAUAUCCUCCGCCCCAUUGUACGACACGCACUCGACAUCAAACGUGAAACGGCAGCCGACGCGGCAGCGUUGGGCACCGCGCUGGACAAGUGGCACGAGAGUGUCCCGGCGUGCCUCAAGUACAGGCCCAUACGCGAGUCGUCCUUCACCGACGCCAGCCACACCAUCUAUCACAGAAACAUGCUCGAGAUGACGUACCACACCUCUCGAUGCGUGCUGAUGAGAUCGUUCCUGUCGAGCCGGAGCCAGUCCAGCAUCUACACGCAUGCCCUUGCGAUUUGCCGCACGUCGGCGCUGCAGCUUAUUGACAUGCAGGUGGACGUGCACCGCGAGACGCAGCCUGGCGGGCGUCUGUACGAGGACCGUUUCAUGGUGUCCAGUCUUUCCCUGUUCAGCUUCCUGAUAGCAGCCAUGAUCCUUGUUCUGGAACUGCACGACUGCGACCAGAUGCCCCAGGAAGAGAGGGCACAUCGCACGCAAGUCUUGCGUUCGGCGCAGACGAUGUGGGAGACCCGAAGCGACACCUCGGCCGACGCUGCGCAUGUCAACAGAAUCUUGAAAGCCAUGCUGCGCCGUGUAGAUUCACAAGACUGGCAGUCAGGGUCGGACACGCUGGGUGAGACGACACCUGCCCAGGAGGAGGUGCCUGAGAAGGCGUCUGAGAGUAAUCCGUGGUCUGACGGGGUCCUGCCAACAGAUCCCCACGGAUUUUUAGAAGGCAGCGUCGAAUUUGAUGCAAUGCUGCCAAUGGAGAGCUUCUUCAACGAUGUUGAAGGACUGGACUGGAACUCUAUCGACAGCUAUCUACGAUAUGACCCGAUGGAGAAUUUGACCAUGGGAGAGACAUUCCCCUAAAUGGGUCCUUGAGCAGGAGUUUUUUCCUUAACCCCGUGAGCCAUCGAUCCCUCCUCGUGGACGUCGGACUUAGCCGUACACAUAUUACCCGAUUGGGAAAUAUUCAACCCCGUCUCAGCCGCUCCGGACGGACUAUCGCCAUUAGACUCACGGAGAUGUCGCGCGGUGUAAUGCAUCGAUCCAGU